UCCGGGACGGGACGGGACGGGGCGGGGCAGCGGGAGGAGAGGAGGGAGCCAUAAUUAGACGGCGGGUCUAAUUCGGGGCCCAGAUCCGGACGCAGCGACGGGAAGGCUCGGGGCAUUUGUGGAUCGGGAGCGGGCGAUGGGGCCUUGGCUUUGACGCAACUCCGAUGCUGUGCAGUCGAUUGAGGUCGAUGGUUUGUGGGGCUUGGUCGAAUGGGGAAUUGGCGAGGAUGGAUGGCUGGACGAGCAGGCACAGGCAGACGGGGCGGCGAACGAGGGAGUGAAUGAAGCAGGAAUUUGAUUGGCGGGUGUGCGGUUCUGGUUGAUGAUUGUUGCGGCCGCGGGAGCAGUUCGGCUCGAUCGUUAGAGAAUUGGAUUCGUGCGGUUGGAUUGGUUGGCGUGGUGCUCGUUUGCGCUGCUGCUGAUGAGCGACUGACUGACUGGUGACGGUGGAGGACGGAUUUCCCUCUGGCAGGACUAGGGAGCGCAUUUGAAGUCUGCCACGAUGAAGCGCGUUUUCGGAGUGAAGAAGGAGAAAGCUCCUGUUCCGACGGUCGAGGAGGCCACUGAGCGCAUGAACAAGAGAGGAGACAAUGUUGAUGAGAAGAUCAGGAAACUAGAUGCAGAGCUUGUCAAGUACCGAGAACAAAUCAAGAGGACGAGGCCUGGGCCUGCACAAGAAGCUGUGAAGGCUAGGGCCAUGCGAAUUCUUAAGCAAAAAAAGAUGUAUGAAGGACAACGUGAUCAGCUUUACAGUCAAACCUUCAACCUCGAGCAAGUGUCUUUUGCAACAGAAGGAAUCAAAGAUGCUCAGCAGACUAUGUCAGCUAUGAAAGCGGCCAACAAGGAGCUCAAGGGAACAAUGAAGACCUUGAAGAUAGAUGAUAUCGAUAAAAUGCAAGAUGAAAUGAUGGAUUUGGUGGAUUAUAGCAACGAAAUUCAAGAGUCUUUAGGGCGCAGUUACAGUGUUCCAGACGACAUCGACGAGGAUGAGCUGAUGGGAGAACUUGCGGCAUUGGAAGAGGACAUGGGAAGUGAAGAAGUUUCUGAUGGUGUACCAGCUUACUUACAACCUGACAAAGAGUUUGAGCACGAGCCGGAAUUGAACCUACCUUCGGCACCCUCAGGGCAGACUGCCCAGCAUCAGGCUGCCAGUGCACAGCGGGCUUGAUUGUGAUCCACAGGGUGCAGUGGACGAAUACGGCUUUCCCGCGGCACCGAGGGCUUCAGUUCGGACAUGAGCAACAUCACGGCGCACGUUGCUUUCAACCGGCUCACACUACUGAAGUACGGGCGGCUGCAUGAUAUCUGAUGUGGACCCCAAGUACCAACACAGUUUCUUCGCUCUCGAUGAGUACAAACUUUCUUACAAGCUGAUUGUGCCGAGAGAAGCUCAGGGAGGAAUCCUUGUGCAUAGAGCAUGCAAUACAGUUCACGCAUGACAAGGGGUUCCCUCAAUGUAGUGUUGCGUUUGUAUAUAAAUGCGUUGCUUAAUAUUAUUUGGUCCUAUCUCAGAGGUGUACCCUAAUUGUUCAAGAUCCUCUUAAGAGCAAUGUUCGAAGAUACAUUUGCGAGUGAGAGGGCAAAUCCAGCCCAGCAACUUUAGAAAAGUUCGCACUGAUUUGGGUAGGUACUAUUCUUUAUCAAAAAGAAUGAAGGUGAUUGAGUCUGAAUUUGUGGGAGCCCACUGUAAUCAAGGGUAUCAAUUGGUUGUUGUCCAAUAAACUUAUCGAAGUCUUGGGCACUUUUGCCUAAAUAAAAGUGGAAUGUCAUCGGUGUCGUUCAA
Messenger RNA from Marchantia polymorpha subsp. ruderalis, 1783 nucleotides. The record is from the annotation of a GenBank genome assembly. NCBI's taxonomy places the organism in Eukaryota, Viridiplantae, Streptophyta, Marchantiopsida, Marchantiales, Marchantiaceae.